Molecule: messenger RNA, 1467 nt
Organism: Scheffersomyces amazonensis
Lineage: Eukaryota; Fungi; Ascomycota; Pichiomycetes; Serinales; Debaryomycetaceae
Product: ribosome biosynthesis protein
Exons: 1
Coding region: 178-1347 (389 amino acids)
Biological process (GO): ribosome biogenesis
Cellular component (GO): nucleolus
Molecular function (GO): protein binding
Source: RefSeq, a predicted model, not a curated record
AUUAUACAACUUGAUGAAGAAGAUGAUGAGAAUUUAGAUGAAGAAGAUGCGGCUAAGAAAAUCGAACAAGCCGAAAAGGAAGAAGAAGAAGAACCUGAAUCAACUAUUUAUCUUCCUCAUAGAUCAAAACCUUUAGGUCCUGAUGAAGUAUUAGAAGCUGAUCCUUCAGUUUAUGAAAUGUUACAUAAUGUUAAUUUACCAUGGCCAUGUUUAACUGUUGAUAUUUUACCUGAUAAUUUAGGAAAUGAAAGAAGAACUUAUCCUGCAUCAGUUUAUGUAACAACUGCAACUCAAGCUUCUCGUAAUAAAGAUAAUAAUUUAAUUACUAUGAAAUUAUCUUCAUUAGCAAAGACUUUAGUUAAAGAUGAUGAUGAUGAAGAUGAUGAAGAAAAUGAAGAUGAUGAAGAUGUAGAUCCAAUUAUGGAUAGUGAAUUAAUUCCAUUAAAGGAUACUACAAAUAGAAUAAGAGUAUCUCCUCAUGCCUCUCAAACAGGUGAAUAUUUAACUGCCACUAUGUCUGAAAGUGGUGAAGCAUUAAUCUUUGAUUUAUCAUCUCAAUUUAAAGCAUUUGAUACUCCUGGAUUUAUAAUUCCAAAGAGUGCAAAAAGACCAAUACAUACAAUUAGAAAUCAUGGAAAUGUCGAAGGUUAUGGUUUAGAUUGGUCACCAUUAAUUAAUACUGGUGCUUUAUUAACUGGUGAUUUAUCUGGUAGAAUCCAUUUAACAACUAGAACUACUUCAAGUUGGGUUACAGAUAAAACUCCAUUUUUUGCAUCUCAAUCUUCUAUUGAAGAUAUUCAAUGGUCUACUAGUGAAUCUACAGUAUUUUCUACUGCUGGUUGUGAUGGUUAUGUUAGAAUUUGGGAUACCAGAUCAAAGAAGCAUAAACCUGCUUUAAGUACUUUAGCUUCUAAAUCAGAUGUAAAUGUUAUUUCUUGGUGUGAUAAAAUAAGUCAUUUAUUAGCUUCAGGUCAUGAUGAUGGAUCUUGGAGUGUUUGGGAUUUACGUAAUUUUAGUGCUAAUCAAACUCCAAGUCCAGUUGCUAAUUAUGAUUUCCAUAAAUCUCCAAUUACUUCUAUAUCUUUCAAUCCAUUAGAUGAAUCAAUAAUAGCAGUUUCAUCUGAAGAUAAUACUGUUACUUUAUGGGAUUUAGCUGUAGAAGCAGAUGAUGAAGAAAUUUCCAAUCAAAGAAAAGAAUCUAAAGAAUUAAAUGAUAUUCCACCUCAAUUAUUAUUUGUUCAUUGGCAAAAAGAAGUUAAAGAUGUUAGAUGGCAUAAACAAAUACCUGGAUGUUUAGUAUCUACUGGUGGUGAUGGAUUAAAUAUUUGGAAGACAAUUUCAGUUUGAUCACUGAAACUUUCAUAGUUAAUGUAAUUUGAAGUUAAUACUGUAUACUAGUCAUGCUCUAUAAUAGCAUUUAAUAACGCUUUAGAUAAAUAUAUUACGAUGAAUUCCCUAUAAUAAAAU